GAAGAGGAUUACAGGCACAGGCCUCUUUGUGAGAAGCAGACCGGCCUAGGGGCUGGGAGCAGGCUACCUACGGCUGCAUGUUGAAGAAGAUGGGUGAGGCCGUGGCCAGAGUUGCAAGGAAGGUCAACGAGACGGUGGAGAGCGGCUCUGACACCCUGGACCUGGAGGAGUGCAAGCUGGUUUCCUUCCCCAUCGGCAUCUACAAGGUCCUGCGGAAUGUCUCCGACCAGAUCCACCUCAUCACACUGGCGAACAAUGAGCUCAAGUCCCUCACCAGCAAGUUCAUGACCACGUUCAGUCAGCUCAGAGAACUCCGUCUGGAAGGGAAUUUCCUCCAUCGUCUCCCCAAUGAGGUCAGCAGCCUGCAACACCUCAAGUCUAUUGAUCUGUCCCGGAACCAGUUCCAAGACUUCCCUGAGCAGCUCACCACCCUGCCAGCACUGGAGACUAUCAACCUGGAGGAGAAUGAAAUUGUGGAUGUACCGGUAGAGAAGCUGGCCACCAUGCCUGCCCUGCGCACCAUCAACCUCCGCUUCAACCCACUGAACGCCAAGGUGCGCGUGAUCGCCCCACCCCUCAUCAAAUUUGACAUGCUACUAUCUCCAGAGGGUGCCAGAGCCCCUCCGCCUUAGACCACCCUCCUGGUGCUCACCCAGCAAGGGACAGAGGCCACUGGCCUGGUACCCUGAGAGGAGGGAGACCCAUGGGCCUAUAGGAGGGCAAAUUUGGGGGAGGAGGGAUGGGUAGGCCGAACAGCGCAGAGUGAGGGGUGCAGUCAUGCCAGGAUAGCUAGCUUAGUGCUGUGGGCAGACUGGGAUGCCCAGACGGAGGAGGCAAGGGCCCACCCAAGCCUGGGCUCCAGGUACUCAUAGCUGCUGUGCAAACAGCCUUGUUACUUAGAGGAACAAUGGUGAUGGGAGUCUUUGCCUGUUUUGAGACCCUAGGAGGAUUUUUCUCCACAUUUUGGGACCUUCUACCCAGGAGGAUUUUUCUCCACACACUCCUGAGCCCUGCUGAACUUCAGGGGCAGGGAGUGGGGGAUCUCCUCAUGUUGUCUUGUUCCUAAUGCUGAGAACCAGUGGCUACCAUAAAAGGCAGAAGACACCUCCUAUUUAUUGCUUCCUGAGAACUGAGCUGGGUGAAGCCUUUCACCAUGCUCUGGCCUCUGCCAUAUGAGCCCCAGGACUGGCAGGAACCAGAACCAGGAGUCCUCUGGAUGCUGUAGAGAGUGGUGUGGCCCUAUAGCUGGGCGAAAAUAUUUUGAAGACGCUUGGGAACUGCUGGAUGGGACACUGGGAAGCAAAUCAAGGCUGCUGUGUAACUUUAUCAUGAUUAAGAAAUCAGUGGGGCCAGGUACCCGUGUGGCUCACAUUUCUAACCCUAGCUACUUGGAAGGCUGAGAUCUGAGGAUCAUGGUUCA
Molecule: messenger RNA, 1420 nt
Organism: Perognathus longimembris pacificus (Pacific pocket mouse)
Lineage: Eukaryota; Metazoa; Chordata; Mammalia; Rodentia; Heteromyidae
Gene: Lrrc20
Product: leucine rich repeat containing 20
Exons: 5
Coding region: 78-632 (184 amino acids)
Molecular function (GO): protein binding
Source: RefSeq, a predicted model, not a curated record